Messenger RNA from Pichia kudriavzevii, 321 nucleotides. RefSeq lists its product as uncharacterized. The record is from RefSeq and is a predicted model, not a curated record. The transcript has a single exon. Gene Ontology annotation, molecular function: ribonucleoprotein complex binding; structural constituent of ribosome; protein kinase activator activity. NCBI's taxonomy places the organism in Eukaryota, Fungi, Ascomycota, Pichiomycetes, Pichiales, Pichiaceae. Gene Ontology annotation, cellular component: ribosome; cytosolic large ribosomal subunit. Gene Ontology annotation, biological process: translational elongation; cytoplasmic translation. Bases 1 to 321 code for a protein of 106 amino acids.
AUGUCUACUGAAACCGCAUUAUCCUACGCAGCAGUUAUCUUAGCUGACUCUGAAUUAGAAGUUUCUUCUGAAAACUUAUCCAAAUUAGUUGCAGGUGCAAACAUUGAAAUUGACUCUAUCUGGGCUCAAAUUUACGCAAAGGCAUUAGAAGGUAAGGACUUGUCCUCUUUAUUAUUCAACUUUGAAGUUUCUGCAUCUCCAGCAGCAGGUGCUUCCGCAGGUGCAGCAGCAGGUGCAUCUGGUGAAGCAGCAGCUGAAGAAGAAGUUGAAGAAGCAAAGGAAGAAUCCGAUGAUGACAUGGGUUUCGGUUUAUUCGAUUAA